AUGCCUUCUAUCUUCUCGCGUUGUGCGCAUCGAUUAUCUGUUCGUCUACGACGUCGUCAGACAAAUCCAGAUUCGGAUCUCGGCAUCGAGUAUGGACCGAGACCAUCGAUUUCAUCUCGAGGCGAUGCACCUUCCCAUCAUCAACACCACCACCAACAACAACCAACGCUGAAUCGCAGUUAUCCGUGUGUUUAUGACGGAAGUCAGUUCACCGCUAUGCGUUCAGCUUCGUUUGCUGAUGGAGCAUUUCCUGAUCAAGAUAUGGAUAUUCCGUCGUCAGUGACACAAACCCGUAGUACGGCAGUGGUUGGGCCGCAUACUGUAACUGACCAACGUACUGUGCAAACCGCUGGGAUUUCGAAUGGAGAUGUCCAUUUCAGAGGUAUGAGUCGUUCGUUCCAUGAGAACGGUAACGUUUUCGGAGUUACUGCAUCAAAGAGGAACCCAUCACCGGUGGGUCGACGAGCAAGCACAGAUAUUCCACCACCUACGUAUACUGCUCAUAGAAGGAGCGUUCAAACGAGCGAUGGUUUGAUUUCCCAUUACUUUGGAAAUGUUAUUUUGAGCCUUGUCAGGAAUGCAACAGUAUCUAAUUUGAUAUCUAUCUUCAUAAAAAAUACUUAG
Messenger RNA from Anisakis simplex (herring worm), 624 nucleotides. The record is from the annotation of a GenBank genome assembly. NCBI's taxonomy places the organism in Eukaryota, Metazoa, Nematoda, Chromadorea, Rhabditida, Anisakidae.